AUGGAUAAUAACACAUUUGAUAAAUUAUUUUUUUUAGUUUGGAGAAACUUAUAUAUAAGAACCCAAAUUUCAGAACAACUAAAACAAUUCCUGUAUAACAAUAUAGAUUUUAUUUCAAGAGAUGAGUUUAUUAGGUUCAGAAAAAAAGAAUAUUUAUUACAUGUAACAUUGGAAUUUAAUGAAGAGUUAUAUAAAGGUGAUUUGUCAGAAUCAAUUGAAAUACUGGAAUUUGGUAACAAUUUCGAUAAGGAGCUACAAGAAGGUGUCAUUCCAAUGUCGGUAAAAAAAUUAAAAUUUGGUACCCGUUUUGAUCAGUAUUUAAAAAAAGGUGACAUUCCGCCAUCAGUAAAAAUAUUAACAUUUAGCGAUUUUUUCAACAAAAGGCUUAAAAAUGGAGAUAUUCCACCCUCGGUUAGAUUUUUAGAAUUUGGUUACCGUUUCAAUCACAAGCUAAACCCAGGAGAUAUUCCACCAUCUGUUCAAAAACUAAUAUUUGGUUACAAUUUCAAUCAAAAACUCAAAAAAAAUGAUAUUCCGCCAUCGGUCAAGUUUCUAAUACUUAGUAAAAGCUUUAACCAGCCUCUAGAACCAGGCGUUAUACCCGACUCUGUAGAGACUCUAUCAUUUGGCUAUAAUUUCAACCAAGAGUUUAAUCAGGGCGAUAUUCCAUCCUCAGUACUAUCCUUGGUGUUAAAUAAUAAUUUCAACCAACCCCUAAAAGUUGGUGAUAUUCCAGACUCAGUUAAAGCUUUAACAUUUGGUGAACGUUUCAAUCAACCACUUAUUCCAGGAACCAUUCCAUGCUCAGUAAAUAUUUUAUCCUUUGGUUACUUUUUCAAUCAGGAACUUAAAACCGAUGUUAUCCCAGCUUCAGUUGAAACAUUAAUAUUUGGAAAUAAUUUUAAUCAGCCCCUUAAAGAAGGAGAUAUUCCAUCAUCUGUAAGGAAACUAACCUUUGGAAAUAGCUUCAACCAACCAUUAAAAGCAGGAGACAUUCCACCAUCUGUAAGGUUUUUAGAAUUU
Molecule: messenger RNA, 1023 nt
Organism: Dictyostelium purpureum
Lineage: Eukaryota; Evosea; Eumycetozoa; Dictyosteliales; Dictyosteliaceae
Exons: 2
Source: RefSeq, a predicted model, not a curated record